Molecule: messenger RNA, 6509 nt
Organism: Branchiostoma belcheri (Belcher's lancelet)
Lineage: Eukaryota; Metazoa; Chordata; Leptocardii; Amphioxiformes; Branchiostomatidae
Product: otoferlin-like
Exons: 47
Coding region: 210-6494 (2094 amino acids)
Biological process (GO): plasma membrane organization
Cellular component (GO): membrane
Source: RefSeq, a predicted model, not a curated record
GACGUAAGUCACCUGAACCGUAUCUGAGCAUCGCGGAUCGAAGCACCUGAAUAAUUCAUCGCCCGGGCGCCGCGGGGCCUGCAAUUUUCCAUCGCUCCCCGCCAACUCAACUCAACUCGCCCAGCCAGUCGGACUACCCCUCAGUGCAGGGCGGUCGCCCGUACGUGUAGAGCGAGCGUUCCUUUCCCAGACUGGCCGUGAAGUGAAACAUGGCGCUGCUUCUUCACCUCAUCUGCGUAGGUCCCUUCCGGGGACGGGGGGACCGAGUCGCUAAAGUCACCUUCCGAGGAGUUUCUCACUACACCAAGAUCCUGGAGGGAGUGGAGGAAGAUGCCUAUUUCGAUGAAACGUUUGAGUGGCCGGUUGCCAGCCCCAUCGAGGGUAACGAGUACUUGGAAGUCCAGGUCUACAACUACAGCAAGGUCUUCAGCAACAGACUCAUCGGCACCUUUCGGAUGGUGCUUCAGAAACUGAUACAAGAAGGACAGCUGUCCAUCACAGAAACACUGCUGGAUGCAAACAACACGGUUAUAAACACUGAAGUAGACCUGGAGCUGAAGUACCAGGCCCCCGAUGGCUCGGUCGGCAACUGGAUGCGAGAGGAAUUCCACUUCCCUCAGGAGGACGACGACACCGUCUCUCUUCUCAGCAGAGACUCGCGAUUCAGCACAAACUCCAAAGGGGUGAAAGGAAUCUUUGGAGGGAAGAAGGGCAGUGUGUCCAAACAUGGCCGAUCCUCACGUGGGGUGGAUUCUGUGUCACAGUACGGCUCACGUAUGAGCCUAGGCUCCACAGAUGAGAUCCACAUCAGAGACGGCGGCGGUGGAGGCUCCCAAGACAACGUGUCGAUGACAAGCGUCAACCAGAACGUCACCAACAAGAAGUCCAAGCCUACUCCCGUGAUCGAGACUGGAUCACAGAAAGCUCAAGACUUCCAGAUAUGUAUAACGAUCAUCGAAGCCCGUCAGCUGGCAGGGCUGAACAUGGACCCUGUGGUGUCUGUACAGAUUGGUGAGGAGAGAAAGUUCACCAGUCAGAAGGAGUCCACCAACUGUCCAUACUACAAUGAGUACUUCGUUUUUGACUUCCACAUGUCCCCCGACAUGUUGUUUGACAAGAUCAUCACCUUGUCCGUGCUACACUCCCGAAACCUCCUGCGCUCUGGAACCAUGGUCGGGUCGUUCAAACUGGACGUGGGCACAGUCUACGAUGCCCCAGAUCACCAGUUUUACCACAAGUGGGCCCUCCUGACAGACCCGGAGGAUGUGACGGGUGGCCCGAAGGGUUACCUGAAGUGUGACAUCGCCGUGGUCGGGAAGGGAGACUCCAUCAAGACUCCGCCCAAGAGCAGUGAGGACGACGAGGAUGACAUCGAGGCAAAUCUGCUGCUCCCCGAGGGCGUCCCGGCAGAGCGACAGAGGGCAAAGUUCAUCAUGAAGAUCUUCCGUGCGGACGGUCUGCCGAAGAUGAGCACCGGUCUGAUGGCCAACGUGAAGAAAGCCUUCACCAGCGAGACCAGGGAUCUCGUGGACCCGUUCGUACAAGUGGAGUUUGCAGGACAAAGGGGUCGCACUUCCGUUAAGAAAGGCAGUUACCAACCGGAGUGGAACGAGCAAAUCGUGUUCUGCGAGAUGUUUCCGCCGCUUUGUCGGCGCUUCAAGAUACAACUGCGUGAUCAUGACAGUGUGAACAACGAAGUGAUUGGGACACAUUUUCUUGAUCUCAACAUGAUUUCUGAUGAUGGUGACAAAGGGUUCUUGCCCACUUUUGGUCCCACCUUCAUCAACCUGUAUGGCAGUACGAGAGACUACUCCCUCAUGGACGAACAUCAGGCGCUGAACGAGGGAGUUGGCGAGGGUGUUGCGUUCCGCGCGAGGCUGCUGAUCCAACUGAAGUGUGAAAUGUGUACGGACGAAACCGAAGGAGUUUCGAACGAAGUGCAAGUGGAAUCCUGCUCUGCCCUUUCUGACACUGCUGCUGGCCGUGUCGAUGAGUUCUUCCUGUUCGGCUCAUUCUUGGAGGCAACCAUGAUCGACAGGAAGAUCGGCGACAAGCCCAUCACAUUCGAGCUUAGCAUCGGAAACUACGGAAACAACGUUGAUGGCCAAAACGCCAGCACAGCUCCGAAGGGAGGGGACGGAGGGGACAGCUCUGAGGAGGAGGAUGAGGAGGAUGGGAGUUCCGCUAACUCCGUCACUCCUGCCAUCAAACCCGUCACCAAUGACAGAUUCUUAAGUACCAUCCAGUUACGAAGGCUAGACCGAUACUACUACCACAUGCCGUACUAUGAGGAGAAACCUUGUGUCUACAUCAAGUCUCGCUGGGAAGAUCACCGGCGCAGACUCUACAACCAGAACAUGCUGGUCAAAGUCAUUGAGAAAGGGGAGGAAGGCAUGAACGACGUGCAGGAAAUGAUCACCAUGGAGCGGCCACACCCCGAGCGCCGGCUGAGAGGGGUGCUGGAAGAGCUGUCUGUCGGCUGCAACCGAUUCUGUAGCCUGUUGCAGAAGGCCAGUGGAAAAGACGGGAACAGUGCUGGUAGGACCAAACUGGACAAAGAACGGGCACGCACGCUGCUCAGGGAAGUGGAAAUUAUUGGAAAGGAAGCCAAGAAGAUGAAGGCCACUGUGCGGGCUUCCACAUACAAGGAGAAACUCAAACAGACCGCAUCGUUUGUCAACAAGCUCAAAGUGCUCAACAUUGAGCCCCAGGACAGCCUUCCCGACAUCUUCAUCUGGAUGCUGAGUAACAACAAGCGCAUCGCCUACACUCGCUUCCCCUCCCGAGACAUCCUCUACUCCAUCGUGGCAGAGGAGACCGGAGUCAACUGUGGCAAGGUGCAGACCCUCUUCCUCAAGCUGCCAGGGAAGCGCGGGACGGGCCCCAGUGGGUGGACCAUCCAGGCCAAGCUGCAGCUCUACCUCUGGCUGGGCCUCAACAAGCACAAGAAGGACUUCCUGGGUGGCCUGCCGAAGGGCUACGAGCAGACCAAGGCUAUUCAAAGUGCUGGUCGCCUGCAGUCUGUGCCUCCUGUCACUCUCAAAUAUGAAGAACGUCAGACGUUCCAGCUACGGGCCCACAUGUACCAGGCGCGCAGCCUGGUGGCCUCCGACGCGUCCGGCCUCUCGGAUCCGUUCGCUCGCGUCGUGUUCUCGACCCGGAGCAUGAAGACGGAGGUCAUCUCGGAGACGCUGGCGCCGACCUGGGACCAGCUGCUGGUUUUCGACGACCUGACGCUGUUCGGCAACCCCAAGUCCAUGGCCGAGGAGCCGCCUACCAUCGUGGUGGAAAUCUUCGACCAGGACACCGUGGGAAAAUCAGAGUUCAUAGGACGGGCGCUGGCCAAGCCGACCAUCAAAAUGGCGAACGAGCGGUACACCCUGCCGAAGUUCCCUCCCACCCUGGACUGGUACCCGAUCUUCCGGGGGCAGGAGCAGGCGGGAGAGCUGCUGGCAGCGUUCGAACUGAUACAGAUGCCGAUACACGAGGAAGAGAUCCUUCAGGCUCUGUACGAACAAUGGGACGACAAGUCAAAGGCUGAGUUCCCUAGGGGAGCCAAGCUGCCCCCAGUGACCCAACCGCUGGAGUCGGACCGCGGCCCCAUCGUCCCUGUGCCCCGCGGCAUCAGGCCUGUGGUCAGCAAGCACAGGAUAGAGAUCCUGUUCUGGGGCGUGCGUGAGCUGAAGCGCGUGCAGCUGACCAGUGUUGACCGCCCGCGGGUGGACAUCGAGUGCGCCGGGCAGAUCAUACAGUCCACCGUCAUCGCAAAUGCCAAGAAGAACCCCAACUUCAGCAUCCCUGUCAAGUUCUUCGACGUGGACCUGCCUGAGAACGAGCUGUUCAUGCCGCCGCUGACCAUCCGCUGUGUGGACUGCCGCAACUUUGGCCGCUUCACCCUUGUCGGGACCCACGUGGUCAACUCCCUGCACAAGUUCAUGUACAAGCCCACACCGGAGACUCCCGAGGGCAGCAUUGCCAAUGGCACGCUGCCCAUAGACGACGGCCGGUCCUUCCACGGGUCCAUCCACGGCGGGGACACCCGCUCGGUCCGGUCCGUGCGCGCGGACGACGUGGCCGUCAAGAUCGACACCAUGUCCCACGUCUCUCACUCCUCCCAACACAAGGAAGAAACGGUCAUUAAGAUUGACCCCGUGAGUACACACAUGAAUGGUGAGGCGAAGACAGAGGUUUACAAAGAUCUCUCCAUGAACGCUAGCCAGCUUGCCCCAGAGUCCCAGGAGGGUGACAACAAGGAGAAGGAGGGAGAGGGAGGAGGAGAAGAAGGAGGAGAGAAGAAGAAGAAGAAGAAGGGGGCUAAGGAGGAGGAGGAGCCUGAGGAGGAGACAGAUGAGAGUACGCUGGACUGGUGGUCCAAGUACUUCGCAUCGCUGGAGACUCUCCGAGAGUGGCAGGAACAACAGGAGGCCAUUGAGAAGAAGGAAGAACAAGAAGCAGAGAAAGAAGACAGCCAGACUGACGGCAAAGUCAUCGACAAAGGUGAGGGAGAGGGAGAGAAGGACAAGAAGAAGAAGAAGAAGGAUAAGAAAAAGGACAAGAAGAAGGACAAAGACAAGGACAAAGACAAGGACGGUGACAACAAGGCCGGGGAGGAGGGAAAAUCCAAACUCGCUAAACUGAGCCCAAAGACGUCCCGCAAAAAGGAUAAGAACUCUGGGGUCACCGAGCUUAAGCGGAACAUCUAUGAGGGUAUAGAGCAGCUGAAGAUCUACCCCUGUCCUCUGGAAGACGUGGAUGACUUUAACGGGUUCCACGAGUGGCUGCACACCUUCGAGCUGCUGCGAGGGAAGAAAGAGGAGGGCGACGACGACUCCCGCAUCGUCGGCAAGUUUAAGGGCUGCCUGCAAGUGUACAAGUCUAAGGAGGGAGACGAUGGCACCGGCAGUGUUAUUGGUGGGGGCGAGAUGGUCAACCCGACCGGCAUGUUUGCCCACAUCCCCAACAAUGACCCUGUCGGGGUGCUUGUCAGAGUCUACAUCGUCAAGGCAACAGACUUACACCCUCAAGAUGCGAAUGGAAAGGCUGACCCAUACCUCAAGUUAAACCUGGGCAAGCACCAGGUGAAUGACAAGGAGAACUACGUGUCCAAACAACUCAACCCUGUCUUUGGCAAGUCAUUUGACUUUGAGGCGACCUUCCCCAUGGAGUCGAUGCUGUGUGUCCAGAUCUUCGACUGGGAUCUGGUCGGGAUCGACGACCUGAUCGGGGAGACCAAGAUCGACCUGGAGAACCGCUACUACAGCCGCCACCGCGCCACCUGCGGAGUCUCAAGCUUCUAUGCCAUCCAUGGCUACAACCAGUGGCGCGACCCCCAGAAGCCUACAGAGAUCCUGAAGAAGCUGUGUAAGGACGGGAAGGUGGACGGACCGCACUUCAGCCCCGGGAAGGUCCGCGUCGGGGGGCGCGUCUUCGAGGGAGCUAAGGAAGUGGAGGACGAGAAUGGUGGGAAGAGGCCCUCUGACGAACCGUCUGCCCUGGUGGCGCUGAACCAGUGGCACGAGAUCGCUAAAGCCGGCUGCCCGCUGGUCCCUGAACACGUGGAGACCAGACCUCUGUACAACCCUGAAAAGCCGGGCAUAGAGCAGGGCAAGAUCGAGAUGUGGGUGGACAUGUUCCCCAUGGACAUGCCCCCGCCUGGACCCCCCACUGACAUCUCCCCUCGCAAGCCCAAGAGCUACGAGCUGCGAGUGAUCAUCUGGAACACUGACGAUGUGGUGGCUGAGGACGACGAUUUCUUCACCGGGGAGAAAAUGUCCGACAUCUACGUCAAGGGCUGGGUCAAGGGCAACACUGAAGACAAACAGGAGACUGACAUUCACUACCGAUCACUGACUGGGGAAGGAAACUUCAACUGGCGUUUCAUCUUCCCGUUUGACUACCUGGCCGCAGAGGAGAAGAUCGUGAUCUCCAGGAAGGAGUCCCUCUUCUCCUGGGACGAGACCGAGUACAAGAUCCCGGCUCGUCUUAACCUGCAGGUCUGGGACGCCGACCACUUCUCUGCCGAUGAUUUCCUGGGAUCCCUUGUGAUGGAUCUGAAUCAUUUCCCGCGAGGAGCGAAGACAUCCAAGCAGUGCACCCUGGACAUGCUGAAGACCGACGGCUCCGUGCCGCAGGUCAACCUGUUCAAGCAGAAGCGUGUCAAGGGGUGGUGGCCAUUCGCUGCCAAGGGUGAAGAUGAUGAACUCGAGCUCACUGGCAAAGUAGAAGCUGAACUCAACCUCAUGUCUGCAGAAGAGGCUGAGAAGAGCCCUGCUGGACUGGGCCGAAAUGAACCAGAUCCUCUGGAGAAACCCAAACGCCCCGACUCCUCGUUCAUGUGGUUCUUGAACCCUCUGAAAUCUCUGCGGUACAUCCUCUGGAAGAAUUACAAGUGGAUCAUAAUCAAAAUCGUGUGCGUGCUGCUCUUGGCGGCCUUUAUCGGCGUGCUCCUCUACUCCAUGCCCGGCUACAUUGUCAAGAAGAUACUCGGGGCCUAAACCGGUCGCACAGCA